AUGCGCCUUCCGGUGACUGUUCGACGCAUCUUCCAGUCACUGUUCGAUGCGCCUUCCGGUGACUGUUCAUGCAUCUUCUGGUGUCUAUAUUUGCAUCGUCAACAUUUGUUUUUGAUUUUCUUUAUUUCCGAUUUUACAUUUUUCUCCGGCGACAUGUGCACUCUUCAGUUACGUUUUUAUGUGUCUUGGUUUGUUUCUUGUUUCUUCCCGAUUUUACAUUUUUCCGGCGACUUGUGCAGUUUCCGUAUAAGAUUUUAUACUCCGCGUUACUGUACUCUCGAGUUCGAUGGUGCAUCCAGUGGAAAUCCUGGAAAAUCUGGUGCAGAAGCUGUACUGCGUUCUGGGAAUGAGGUCCAUCGCUUCAGUCGAGGACUGGGCACUCAAACAAAUAAUUCUGCUGAGUAUCAAGGUUUAAUUUUGGGAUUGAAAGAAGCCAAUAACAAAGGGUAUGAUCAUGUUGAAAUCCGAGGUGAUUCCAAGCUUGUCUGCGAGCAGUUUGCAGCUGGCCAAGUUCAAGAAGACUAUUACUACUACUGA
This is a messenger RNA of Vicia faba (fava bean), 537 nucleotides long. The record is from the annotation of a GenBank genome assembly. NCBI's taxonomy places the organism in Eukaryota, Viridiplantae, Streptophyta, Magnoliopsida, Fabales, Fabaceae.